CUUUUACGAUCCGCCCUUGUCAAACUCAUCGUCAAUUGCCGGUUCGUCGUGGUUGUUGUAUGGCACCUAGUUUAAACACUACGCAGAUCCAUCGCCGGCAUUAUUUUGUUUUUGUACCUCGUUCAAUACAUUUUUGGCAUAUUUGACUGAUGCUAACCGCACAAUUGUGCUUAAUGUCUGUAUAGUGAAUUUUCUCGUUGACAUUGCUACCACUGACCACUGUCUUUAUACGGGUAUUUCCGCUUGUCCGCAUUUAUUGCCGGCACUAAAGGUGUAUGCUAAGACGUUCGCACGCCGCGCUAGUAUUUGUAGUUUUAUUUCAUGGCCAUUAGAUAACAUUUAUCUGCUGCGCACCCACACAUUUGUGAUCCAAAAUUAUAGCCAUAAUAAGAAUGAUAAUUUUCCCUGAUUAAUUAUUCCUGACUGACUGAAAAAUGGCAAUGGAUAAUUACUAUAAGUGCAACGACCCGCAACUGAAGAGGUUUUUUCAAACUGCCACAAUUGCUGGAAAUGGACAGCUGGCGUUGCAUCCGAAAUUCAAUCCGUGUGCGGCGUUACAUUGCACCUGUUCGGCUCGAACAAGAGCAUUACCGACUUUGUUGGAGUUAAGCGAAGGAGCUGCUGAUGAGCAGCUGGCAUUUGCCUCGACAUGCUCGUUGACAAUGCCUAACAAUUAUUUCCAAUCAGCCCGAUGGGAUCAUGUUAACAACGGUCACUCGGAAACUUUACAAGUGCAUUACACAGGAUGUAUGUGUCAGAUUCACACCGGACCCUUUCCAGCUGGAGAUGCUAUUCCGGAAAUUGCCGACAUCGGAGAAACCAUUGAAGCGGACUCCAACUAUGAUCGGUUAAGUGCCUCGGGGACUUUGAAGAGUCUGAAGAAGAUUUCACCAUCUGUCAAUCGACUUGAGCGCGAACACAACAUAAUGCCGGAGAACGCCACGGCCAGCUCGCAGUAUUUGAGUGCAUCAUCGCGAAUCGCCAGUUUUUUCGCUAAGCGAUCAUUCCGCGCGGCUAAUCCACUGAAACGGACCAAGAGCGUCACGAAGUUGGAUCGCAAACCGGACCACACUGAUCUCAUGGAGCGAGCCAGUAAGAAGACCUUCCUGGCGGCUCCCUCCAGUCAAGCGUCGCGCAUCUCCCGUUCCCAUGAGUCCAUUAUCUCGGCAAUGCGCCACGGGGAACGCCUGUCCGAUGGCAGUGUACCUGUGGCUGCACGCUAUGUGGGCAUCGACAAUGAGUGGAAAUACUAUGAUUUCUUGAGGAAUGAGGACAAGGAAAAUAUGAUUUCCGGGCCCCAGCGCUGCGUCAUGGACAAUCCAAUCUCACCGCGCCGCACCGAUCACAUCUUGAAGUUGUGGCUUCAAGAAGCCAAAGGAUUGCCAUCGAAGAAAAGGUAUUAUUGCGAGGUGUAUCUCGACCAGAGCCUUUAUGCACGCACAUCGGCCAAAGCCAAGCAGGAUCUCUGUUUUUGGGGUGAACAGUUCGAAUUCACCCGCCUGCCUGUCAUCCAAACGCUAGAAGUGCAUUUGUACCGGGAGGCAGAUAAGAAGCGGAAGAAAGAGAAAUGCCAAUUGAUUGGCAAGGUGAUUGCGCCCAUUUCCGCCAUUUCCGGUGGACAAAUCACAGAGCGCUGGUAUCCUGUCAUCCUGGAACGCAAUUCCGGUGUCAAGAGUGAUGAAGCCGCCAUCCGCAUUAAGGCCCGUUAUCAGGCCAUUCACAUCUUGCCGUUGGAGAAAUAUCAUGAUCUCAUUGAAUAUUUAAAAUCCAAUUAUGUGGAAUUGUGCCGCUUUCUUGAGCCGCGCAUCGGAAUAAAAGCCAAGGAAGAAAUCGCCACCUGUUUAGUGAACAUUAUGCACAAGAUGGGCUGGGCCAGUUUAUUUUUAGUGGAUGUGGUCAUGGAGGAAUUAAAUGUUUUGGAUGACUGCCAUUUGACCUUUCGAGGCAACUCGUUAGCCACCAAGUCCAUGGAGGCUUACAUGAAAUUAGCGGGAAAUCGAUAUCUACAUGAAGCCCUUGGGGAUCUGGUUCGGGCCAUAAUGGAAUCGGAGGAUGACUGCGAAGUGGACGCGCUAAAGUUGACUACGGACGCGGAUCUCCGAAAGCAGCAAGAGACGCUAAUGAUGAUGGUGGAGAUGACCUGGGCCAAAAUCAUGAAUUCGACGAGGUAUUUUCCGGCGGAAUUACGGGAAGUUUUCCAGACGCUCAGGGAGCGGCUGACAGCUGCCGGGCGGUCGGAAUUGGCGGAUACGCUGAUUAGUGGGUGUAUAUUCCUGCGGUUUUUAUGUCCGGCUGUGCUCAGUCCCAAUCUGUUCGGGCUGGUGCAGGAAUAUCCGAACCAGAAAAUUGCUAGGAAUUUAACGCUGAUUGCCAAGACUGUCCAGACACUGGCUAAUUUUGCCAAAUUUAACGGCAAGGAGUCAUAUAUGGAAUUCAUGAAUGCUUUUGUUGAACGGGAAAUGCCCUCCAUGCACACGUUCCUUAAAUUGAUUUCGACGCCGAUGCCGAUGAAUCUGGCCAGCAGUGCAUCAGAGAGUGAGGCCCAAGUGGACAUUGGCCGUGAACUAUCCACUUUAGCGACCCUCCUGCGCGAUAGUUUACAACAGGGCAAUCUACUUCAGCAUCGCAACAUACUGAAAAGCCUUCCGGAGAUUCUUGAUAAUUUGACAUUUGAGCUGAGCAACAGCUUCCGCUCAGCGGCGGUCACCGUAAACAGCGAAUCGGCCGUGUAUGCAACAUAUCUUUCUCGUGAAAUACAAGAGCAAUUACUGGCCCGACUGCAAAACAUGCAUUCCACUUGUAAAGAUUGCCAGGAAUCGGCGGCAAAAUUACAAGCAGUUCAGCAUCACCACCACCAUCCACUGGCCGAACGGGCCAGUGCACCGGUCAAUACCGGUCGUAACAACUACCUUCUAGGCUCGAGCCAACGUCCGGCGCGGAACUUAAACACGGCGGACGACUACGUUCUUUUCAGCGCCAUUGGCCAGCAGCGUGGGUCGAAUCUGGAACCUCCAAAUGAAGACAAAACACGCGUAUCACCUGUUAAACUGACGGUGAACGGUGAUUAUGUGGAUCUUAUGCGGAGUGAACAUCACCGUGGUAGUCAGACGAGCAUCAGUCAGAUGUCCAGUGGUUAUCAGUCGUCUUCGCUUCCCGCACACAAUCAGAGCAGUUUGAGCUGCAGUCCGGUGGAGAACGGCAUGGAGAACGGGAAUGUGGUGUAUGUCAAUCAAGCCGUGGUUUCCGCUCGCGCGGAGCAGAAUGGGCGGACUCGCUUGUCAUCCAGUAGUGACAGUGCAGCGUCCAGUAUGUCUACCCCGCCGCGAGAUCGGCGAGGGUUUACCACGGCGCCACGGACAAACCCCCAUUACUCGCAGACAACAGUAAACGGGAAUGUUGUGGGUGGCACUCCGGCCUCGCCGAAACUAGGGAUACGGGCAUUUGGUGAUACGGAAAAGCGGAAGAUGAAGACGAAGAUGAAUGGACAACGCACAUCCACAUCACCCGAUCGAGUUUCCCGUGAAACUGUGGGAAGUGACAGGGAUACAAAACAAUACGAAAUGGAAAUUGAUCAGUUGCGUACGCAGUUGCGCUUCCUCCAGCUUAAACUGCAAGAUGCAGAAAGGAAACUGGCCAAUCAGGAGCAGACUACGGAAAAAGUUAUUUCAGAUUGGAAAGCCCAAGUAGAAGCAGGAGAAGAGCGGAUCAAGAAAGAGCAAGUUGAAAAGGAUCUGCAGAUGAAGAGUAUUGUUGUCCGGCUAAUUAGUGUGGAAGAGGAACUUCGCCGCGAACAAGCGGAAUUGAUGGGCAUGAUGAAGGCCAAACAGAAAGUGAUAGAUGCACAGGAGAAGAAGAUCGAAAGUCUUAAUGCUGCCAAUCAGCGCCUUCUCAAUACUCUGGCCCAACUGAAAGAGAACUCGCCGAUGCGCACGCGCAACGGUUCCGUGCCUGUGUCGGGUGGUCGCACCUCGCCUUAUCCUUCCGGUGGCGUUCGGGAAACUGUGCAUAACAUCAUUAUUGAGCCUAAAGAGACCUUAAAUUUUUUGGAUCUUAAUGAAAUUAAGGAACUGCGCAGUAGUUCUUGUUAAUAUUUGUUUGCUUUUGUCAUUAUUCUUUUGACUUCUUUUGGUCCCGCUGUACAAUGGAUUGUGAUAAUUAUGUAUUAUAACGUCGUGUUGUACAGUUUUGUAUUCCUGAUUUUUUCUCAAAACUUCUUCCUAUG
Messenger RNA from Paramacrobiotus metropolitanus, 4222 nucleotides. RefSeq names its product disabled homolog 2-interacting protein-like. The record is from RefSeq and is a predicted model, not a curated record. NCBI's taxonomy places the organism in Eukaryota, Metazoa, Tardigrada, Eutardigrada, Parachela, Macrobiotidae. Gene Ontology annotation, biological process: regulation of GTPase activity.